Molecule: messenger RNA, 1520 nt
Organism: Amphibalanus amphitrite
Lineage: Eukaryota; Metazoa; Arthropoda; Thecostraca; Balanomorpha; Balanidae
Product: nucleoside diphosphate kinase homolog 5-like
Exons: 6
Coding region: 390-974 (194 amino acids)
Biological process (GO): CTP biosynthetic process; negative regulation of oxidative stress-induced intrinsic apoptotic signaling pathway; GTP biosynthetic process
Molecular function (GO): nucleoside diphosphate kinase activity
Source: RefSeq, a predicted model, not a curated record
AAAGUGGGUAGGGGGGGGGGGGGGGUAGAGGAGUAGGGGCAAGAGUAGGGGAUAGGUAUUUUCAAGGCCGUAUAUAGGUAUUUUAUAUGUGGGGAAGUGUGGGGAUAGGGGCGUGCUCAAGAUUUAUACCAAAUUGAGACAGAUAGGCGUGAUCAAGGCUCUAAAUACAUAGGAAUCUUGCUAAAUACAAGGGCGUCCUUAGGCACCCUUAGGCACUGUAGGUGCAAACAAGAUUAGCUCUUUGCAAUAGUUUACUAGUUACUGCUGUAGUUUACCCUGGGCGCUAAUCCCCGGCAGCGAUUCACAGCAUCGAUGCGGUGCUGUGGGGUGCUGAUAGACUCUUCUAUCCCGAAGUCGUAACGAAACGCCCUAGAUUUCUGUGAUUCACAAUGGAGAAAACGCUGGCCAUUAUCAAGCCGAACGCAAUUGCAAACGCCGAAGAAAUCGAGAAAAUGAUCAUCAAAGAUGGCUUCACUAUUGUUCAGCGACGCCGAGUGCUGCUGUCCAAGGAACAAACCAUGGAGUUUUACGCCGAACACCGUGACAAGCCGUUCUUCAGUGAUCUCAUCAAUUUCAUGACUUCAGGCCCAGUACUAGCCAUGGUGCUCAGUAAGGACCGCGCCGUCCGGGCCUGGCGUCGUCUGCUGGGCCCGACCAGCGUCGCCGCCGCCAUCAAGAAACAUCCAGACUCUAUCCGGGCCAGGUUCGGCUCGAGCGAUACGGAGAACGCCGCCCACGGCAGCGACUCGGCCGAGAGCGCCGAGCGCGAGAUCCGCUUCUUCUUUCCCGACGUGACCCUGUACCCGAUACUGAGCGGCAUGGAGGCCAGGGACUUUGUGGACGACUACGUCAGCGAGACGCUGGUGCGCGGCCUGACCGAGCUGUGCAAGACCAAGCCGGCCGACCCGGUCAGCUGGCUGGCCGAGUGGCUGCUCAACAACAACCCCUACCAGCCGGUGCAGGGCGUCCACUAGUGGUCAGCGGCAGAGCCGCACCCAGUGCUACAGGGCGAGUCACUCAUACGACAUUCGCCACACCACGGUCGCCAUCGCAGCGGUCCCUGACGAUCUCAGAAACUUUGGUGAUCCAGAUUAUACUGGUAGGAAGAGACCAGACUGGCCUCAGUCUGGCAUUAGGUGAGUUCCCCGGUGAAAGCUGUGCGGACACUGAAGUGAACUAUCAGACCGUCGCCUCAACUCUAACUACUGCCGGUGCCGCGCGACCGCCAAUAAUCACUGGCUUCGCCAGAUGUGGUGCAGAGUGGGGUCAAAUGUCGAGUACCUUUGAUUGCAAAAAAAAAUCGAGGAUAUGCUACCUCACAGUGUGUUAAAUCCUCUCUUUUGCGGCCUAGAACGUCAGUGAGACCCUUUUAACGUUUGCGUUACUGCUUACACGCUACACGACAGCUGUGAUCCGACCUGUGGAUCGCCGCUCCAGCUCAGAAAUAUUUUUGCGUCCUUAUUCUGUCUGUGAUAAAAUAUUCAUUGUCUGUGAUAAAAUGCAUACACAUUGUCACAUCA